ACCCAAACCCUAGCUGGCUCGUUUGUCUCCGAACCAACCUCUCUCUGUUCUUCCCCCAAAUCCUACUCUGCUUCUCCGCCGUCAAAUCCUUCUCUUCCCCAGCAGCGCCGGUCAUCUCCUCCACUUCUCGUCAGAGCCCAGCCACCGUUGCUCCCCGACCCUCUACUCUCAACAAUGAGCAACAACAUAUCAAUGGAAGAAGAGGACGGUUUCGGCGCCAAGAAGCUCUUCAAUCAGGGCUUCUCAUACACCUACGACGACGUCAUCUUCCUCCCUCACUACAUCGACUUCCCCACCGACGCCGUCUCCCUCUCCACCAAGCUUUCCCGCAACAUCCCUCUCUCCAUCCCCUGCGUCUCCUCUCCCAUGGACACGGUCACCGAGUCCCACAUGGCGGCCGCCAUGGCCGCACUCGGCGGAAUCGGCAUCGUCCACUACAACACAACUCCCUCAGCCCAGGCCGCAUUCAUCCGGUCAGUCAAAUCCCGUCGCGUCCCGCUUCAAUCAAGUCCAAUCAUCUUCUCCCCUGACUCCCGAAUCGUCAACGAAUUCGACGAUCCCGCCGUCCCCUGCGUCCUCGUCACCCAAUCCGGCAAGCCCAAUUCGAAGCUCUUGGGCUACGUCGCCCGGUCCGAUUGGUCCGGCGAGAAGCAGGGAGCAAAGCUUUCCGAUUACAUGAGACCCGCCGACGAAUCGCUCGUCGUGCCGUCCAAUUACGAUUUGUACAAGCUGGAUUCCCACCUGAAGCAGCAGGAGCGGGAGCGGGAUUUCGCGGUGCUGGCGGAGGAAGGAGGAGUGGUGGAUGUGGUUACCAAGGAGGAUGUGGAGAAGGUGAAGGGAUACCCGAAGCUGGGGAAGGGGACGCUGAGCUCCGACGGAUCGUGGAUGGUUGGAGCGGCGAUUGGUACUAGAGACUCCGACAAGGAACGGCUGGAGCUUUUGGUGAAGGCAGGGGUUGAUGUUGUGGUUCUCGAUAGCUCUCAAGGGAACUCGAUUUACCAGAUUGAAAUGAUCAAGUACGUGAAGCGGACUUAUCCGCAGCUUGAUGUGAUUGGCGGGAACGUGGUGACGAUGAGUCAAGCUCAGAACUUGAUUGCUGCGGGUGUCGAUGGAUUGAGAGUGGGAAUGGGGUCUGGUUCGAUUUGUACUACCCAGGAGGUUUGCGCGGUUGGGCGUGGCCAGGCAACGGCUGUUUACAAAGUUGCUUCUGUAGCUUCGCAGAGCGGUGUCCCUGUAAUUGCAGAUGGUGGGAUUCAAUAUUCUGGGCAGAUUGUGAAGGCAUUGGUUUUGGGAGCAUCUACUGUGAUGAUGGGGGGAUUUUUAGCUGGAAGUACUGAAGCUCCUGGCCAGUACGUGAACAAGGAUGGGACUAGGGUGAAGAAGUAUAGAGGGAUGGGUUCACUGGAGGCGAUGAGCAAAGGGAGCGAUCAGAGGUACUUGGGGGACAAGUCCAAGCUGAAGAUUGCACAGGGAGUAGUCGGAGCGAUGCCGGAUAAAGGCUCUGUAUUGGAGUUUGUACCUUACACCAUGCAAGCAGUAAAGCAAGGGUUUCAGGAUCUGGGUGCCUCUUCUCUGCAUUCCGCGCAUGAAUUGCUGAGGUCCCAAACUCUGAGGCUUGAGGUCCGGACUGGAGCAGCGAUAAGUGAAGGUGGAGUACACAGCCUGCAUUCUUUCGUGAAGAAAAGCUUUUGAAUUUCGUGAAGAAAAACAAUCGGACUGGGAAUAUGCUCCUGAGUCCUGAGGGAAGGAUGGGCUAGAGGGGAGAUCAUCAACAUCUUUGAACUGAUGAAGAAGUGCAUUUGGCGCCAAUUCCAUAGGGAUGCUUUUGGAAGAGUUGUAGUUACGAGUGUUUUUCUUUGGACCUAGAUGGACUGCUUCUCGCUUGCUUGUAUUGGAUCUUAGAAGGUUUUGGGGUUUGCCUUUGUCAAAUUGUGGUGGGAGCACUCUUCUAGAUAUAGAGGAGAGCAUCUAUUCUAUCGAGUCCUUUUGCUCGAGUUCAUGAGCAUGGUCGUGGUUAUUGGUUAAGGACGUCAACUUCCUACUCUGUCCUCAGAGCAACUUAUCAGAACGAGAAUCGAUGGUGUAGAAGACUUGGUCAAUUGACUCAAUUUAACGUUUACUUAGCUGCUUUACAAGUUGAACUAGAGUAUCGUUUCCAAGGCUUUCAGUUUCUGCUUUUUUUCAGAAAUGUAUGUGUUGCAGGAUGGAUACUCUGAUUAAAAUUAUACGAUCUCU
Molecule: messenger RNA, 2235 nt
Organism: Linum trigynum
Lineage: Eukaryota; Viridiplantae; Streptophyta; Magnoliopsida; Malpighiales; Linaceae
Source: the annotation of a GenBank genome assembly